Messenger RNA from Tilletiopsis washingtonensis, 1167 nucleotides. RefSeq lists its product as hypothetical. The record is from RefSeq and is a predicted model, not a curated record. The coding region runs from base 1 to 1167 and encodes 388 amino acids. The transcript has 3 exons. NCBI's taxonomy places the organism in Eukaryota, Fungi, Basidiomycota, Exobasidiomycetes, Entylomatales. Gene Ontology annotation, cellular component: extracellular region.
AUGGUCUCGCACGCGGACCUCGGCAGCACGAGCGGCGGCGAGGCGAACCCGCUCACCGUCGGCGAGGGCUCCGACGUCUGGGGCUGGGUCUCGCCCAGCGGCCGCGAGUUCGCCUGCGUGACGCAGACCGACGGCUCGGCCUUCGUCGAGGUGCUGCCCAGCGGCGAGCAGCGCUUCCUCGGCCGCCUGCCCACCAACACGGUGCCCUCGCUCUGGCGCGACGCCAAGAACGUCGGCCCGUACAUGUUCAUCGGCUCCGAGGCGCGCAACCACGGUGUGCAAGUGUUCGACAUGCGCAAGCUGGAGGCCUUCGGCCCGCGCUCGCGCCCCGCCAUCUUCACCGCCGAUGCCGUCUUCACCGGCGUCGGCUCGUCGCACAACAUUGUCAACAUGGCCGACAGCAACUACCUCAUGGUCGUCGGCCAGAAGGAGUGCUCCGGCUCGCCGUACAUUGUCGACAUCCGCGACCCGCUGAACCCCAAGAAGGUCGGCUGCCAGAGCAACCUCGACGGCUACUCGCACGACGCCCAGGUGAUCCGCUACAGCGGCCCUGACUCGCGCUACACGGGCCGCGAGAUUGUCAUUUCGUACAACGAGGACACGCUCACCAUCUACGACGCCACCGUCAAGGACAACCUGCGCGUCGUGAGCCGCACGGGCUACGAGGGCGCCCAGUACACGCACCAGGGCUGGCUCGUCGACGGCGCGCAGACGCACAUCCUCAUGAACGACGAGCUCGACGAGAUUGAGGGCACGACGCCCGAGGGCGGCCGCACCGCGACGCUCGUGUGGAACAUCAGCGACCUCGAGAAGCCGGUGCAGGAGGGCAUCUUCUCCUCGCCCGCCACGUCCAUCGGCCACAACGCCUACCCCAAGGACGGCUACAGCUAUGCGUCGAACUACUGCUCCGGCCUGCGCGUCACCGACACGCGCCAGGUCAACUCGGGCGGCGGCGCGGCGUCGAUGAAGGAGGUGGCCUUCUUCGACGUGCGCCCCGAGGACGACUCGGUCGAGUUCUUCGGCGCCUGGAGCCACUUCAUCUUCCCCUCCGGCUGGAUCGCCGUCAACUCGAUCGAGCGCGGCUCGUUCAUCGUGCGCGUGCAGCCCGGCGUGCUCGCGAGCGGCGGCAAGAAGGGCGGCCCCAAGGGCCCCAAGGGCCCCAAAUGA